Messenger RNA from Adineta ricciae, 282 nucleotides. NCBI's taxonomy places the organism in Eukaryota, Metazoa, Rotifera, Eurotatoria, Adinetida, Adinetidae. The record is from the annotation of a GenBank genome assembly.
AUGAGUAAUUCAAUGUACAAUCCAUUUCUCUAUUGCUGUAUGAACAACAGAUUUCGUAACGGCUUUCGUAGUGUAUUUCGAUUCUGUCCAUGUGUUUCAUGGUCGCCUGAAUUCUCUUCCCAAACCCAUGCUUCUUGUCGUAGUUUCUCGGAUCCAACCGCACUUAAUGUCGUCUACUCGUCUCAACGUAAACGACGAACAACUAGUUCGACAAAUACACCUCAAACCACCAUGUCCGAAUUGUCGAUGAAUUUCGCAAGACAUCAUCGACAAAAUUUAUAG